AUUCCUUAAAUCAUGUCAAUAUGCCAUCAGCCAUAAUGUUGAUUUAAAAAAAACCGGAAUUCUAAUUUCUGACUUUCUGAGCCGAAAUAUCUGUUUUUGUUUAACGUUAAUUCAUAAUAUAUUAUUCAUACAAAAUUUAAAUUGUUUAUUUCGGAUAACAGUAAAAAUGUCUGACGUUGUUCUAGUAGAAUCAGAUGAUACAUCAAGUAUAGAUAGUUCAAAUACUGAUCUCACAACACGAAGCCAUGAACCAGCUAGACGUGGUCGAAAAACCAAAUCCAAACCUUCCAAUAAUACCAAAAAUGUUAAGCUUCAGUACAAAUUUUCAUGUGCAUUAAGAGAAGACCAUGGUCAAUCACUAUUUGGUGUUCAAUUUAAUCAUUUAUUAAAUGAAGACCAGCCAUUGAUAUUUGCAUCUGUUGGCAGUAAUAGAGUUUCAGUUUACCAAUGUUUAGAUGAUGGUACUAUUAAUUUAUUGCAAAGUUAUGCAGAUCCCGAUACAAAUGAAACAUUUUAUACUUGUGCAUGGUCUGUAGAUGAAAAUGGCAAGCCGCUUUUGGCUAUUGCCGGAAAUCGAGGCAUCAUACGAAUACUUAGUCCAGUCACUAUGUCAUCUAUUAGACAUUAUAUUGGUCAUGGACAAGCAAUUAAUGAAUUACAAUUUCAUCCAAUUGAUACAAAUAUGUUGCUAUCAGUAUCUAAAGACCAUACUUUACGUUUAUGGAACAUCAAAAGUGAUGUGUGUAUUGUUAUAUUUGGCGGCGCUGAAGGCCAUCGAGAUGAAGUUCUCUCUGCGGAUUUUAAUAUUGAUGGUAAUCGUAUAAUGUCAUGUGGAAUGGAUCAUUCAUUAAAGCUUUGGAGUUUAGACAAAGACUAUAUCCAAGAUGCUAUUAAACAAUCUUAUUCUUUCAAUCCAAAUAGAUCUGCUCGACCUUUUGAUACUAUUAAAGAACAUUUUCCUGUAUUUUCAACACGUGACAUACACAGAAAUUAUGUUGAUUGUGUAAGAUGGAUUGGUGAUUAUGUUAUUUCCAAAUCAUGUGAAAAUUGUAUGGUUUGUUGGAAACCUGGUCAUCUAAAAGAUACCGAACUCAAACCAAAUGAAGCUGCUGUAUCACAGAUAUGGUACUAUGACUUUAAAGAUUGUGAUGUAUGGUUCAUUAGAUUUUCCAUGGAUUUCUCCCAAAAAAUAUUAGCACUAGGCAAUACCAUCGGUAAAAUAUAUGUUUGGGAUUUAAAUUCUAAUGACCAAGCGUCAAUGCGUGUAACAACAUUAGCUCAUCCAAAAUGUAAUACAGUUAUACGUCAAACCACAUUUAGUCGUGAUGGAAAUAUUUUGAUUUGUGUGUGUGACGACGGUACCAUCUGGCGUUGGGAUCGAUUACAAAGUGUUUGAGUAAACAAAAAAACUAUUAUUUUUAUAUCCCUUUUUAUAGUAUUGUAUUUUAUUUUUGGCUUAAAUUUAUUUGUUUAUGACUAUUCUUUGUUCAUAGUACUAAGUACUCUUGAUUAGGUUAAGAUGACUCCUUUCUACGCUGAAACAUAUUUGUGUAAAUAGUAUUAAAAAACAAAAUAAUUAUGUUAUUUUAAAUACUACAAUAAAUGUAAUAUUUGUUUA
This is a messenger RNA of Myzus persicae (green peach aphid), 1618 nucleotides long. RefSeq names its product polycomb protein EED (gene escl). The transcript is spliced from 8 exons. The record is from RefSeq and is a predicted model, not a curated record. NCBI's taxonomy places the organism in Eukaryota, Metazoa, Arthropoda, Insecta, Hemiptera, Aphididae. Gene Ontology annotation, molecular function: nucleosome binding; protein binding. Gene Ontology annotation, biological process: negative regulation of transcription by RNA polymerase II. The coding region runs from base 167 to 1396 and encodes 409 amino acids. Gene Ontology annotation, cellular component: ESC/E(Z) complex.